This is a messenger RNA of Carcharodon carcharias (great white shark), 2484 nucleotides long. RefSeq names its product docking protein 5-like. Gene Ontology annotation, biological process: positive regulation of MAPK cascade; cell surface receptor protein tyrosine kinase signaling pathway. Gene Ontology annotation, cellular component: cytoplasm. The record is from RefSeq and is a predicted model, not a curated record. The transcript is spliced from 9 exons. Bases 198 to 1118 code for a protein of 306 amino acids. NCBI's taxonomy places the organism in Eukaryota, Metazoa, Chordata, Chondrichthyes, Lamniformes, Lamnidae.
GGAAGUUUAAAGAUUGCAGCAUUUUGGUAGGAGAGAUGACAAGUGUGUCAGGUGGAAUAAGCCUUGCUGCUAGCCCUAAGGCCGGGAGGUUUAAGCAGAUGCUGAACUGUGGAUAAACUGAGAGCGGGAGAAACUGCAUUUGGAGCUGGAGUACAGUGCUGACAUAUUAUUCAGUUACUGAGCUGAGCAGAAAAGUAAUGGCUUCAAAUUUUAAUGACAUUGUCAAGCAGGGAUAUGUGAAGAUUCGUAGCAGACGCUUAGGGAUUUACCAGAGAUGCUGGCUUGUGCUAAAGAAGGCAUCCAGCAAAGGCCCAAAACGACUGGAGAAGUUUUCAGAUGAACGAGCUGCAUAUUUCCGAUGUUAUCACAAGGUAACAGACCUCAGUAAUAUAAAGAAUGUGACAAGGCUACCAAAGGGCACUAAGAGGCACGCUGUACUCAUCAUUUUCAGUGAUGAUACUUCAAAAACCUUUGCAUGUGAGUCUGAGCUUGAGGCUGAAGAAUGGUGCAAACUCCUACGUAUGGAGUGUCUGGGAAGCAGAAUCAACGACAUCACCCUAGGGGAACCUGAUUUGCUGACAGCUGGUGUUCAGAGAGAGCAAACAGAGAGGUUCAAUGUAUAUUUAAUGCCUUCUCCUAAUCUGGAUGUACAUGGGGAAUGCACUUUGCAGAUAACAUAUGAGAACAUCUGCCUUUGGGACAUCCACAAUCCCAGACUAAAGCUGGUCUCGUGGCCUCUCAGUGCACUCAGACGAUAUGGACGGGACCCUACAUGGUUCACAUUUGAAGCUGGAAGAAUGUGUGACACAGGAGAAGGACUAUUCACCUUCCAGACGAGAGAAGGUGAGGCAAUUUACCAGAAAGUGCAUUCUGCGGCACUGGCCAUAGCAGAACAACAUGAGCAGAUGCUACAGAGGGAGAAAAAUUCACGGCAUCAGAUCAAAGGGAAUGAAAGAACAGCCUCAUUGGGCACAAUAAUGCCUCUUCCUCGGAGUGCCUACUGGCAACACAUUGCAAGACAACACAGUGUAAACCAGCUCCACAUUUUUGAAGAUGACUCAUAUCCACUGAGAAUUCCUCGUGCAGAAACCAUCCCCAGUUACAGCUCACAGCACUGACAAAAACUUCCAAAAGCUGGAACAUUUUCUAAUGGCUCUGCUUCGGACUGUGACACCAAACCUGCUCAAUGAAACAAGCAAGAGGAACGCUGAGCGAAAUGGACCGGGGUUUAAAUGAUAUUUGCAAUCCCUUUUCUUUUACAUAUUCACACUUCCUCUUCAAGAGUUGCAGUAACUCAAAGGGGAAGGAGGAUUGAACUAAAUGUACAGAAAGAAAGGUUUGCUUUUUCUAAAGGUUUGAGCUUGUGUUCCAAAAUGUACAGCAUCAUUUCCAACCAUGACAAUCAAGUAUUUUUGUUAAGCACUAAGAUUCAAGACUGUGUUGAUUUAGCAGCAGCAUCACAAAAUCGUUCUUUUGAUUAACAAUAAAUUCAUCACCUGCCAUUGAACCAUGGUACUGUACAGAUAUGUGGUUGGAUAUCUAGGUGCUGCUUACAGAGGAUACAAUUUUUCACUAACACGUGGAUUCAUUUUUAGGCUUUAGUAAGGUACAACUUAUAAUUUUGUGCAUUUCCAGGUUUGUCCGAAGUAUGCAAACUGCUCUGUAUUACAACGGUGUUGCUUUGGCGUCUGUUACCGAUUUUUUUUAAAGCACCACACAAUUAUCAAUCCAAAAAUGGAAAAUGAGGAACAAUCUCUGAGAUUCAAGAUUUUGCAAAGUGAAUGGAAAGCACAAGUAAGUUGUAGUAACAGAUAUUUCACAGCAUUUUAUGCAUUAGACCAUAAUCUUCAGUGGUUUUCAGAAAAUUGUUCUGGAUUUGGACUAUUUCUAUCAUUUAAUAUCUUUGCUUUCAGGCAUUAGUUGGUGGGUAUUUGUUAAGACAAGAUCUAGUGUGCUCAAUAAUUCAAAGUACUAGUGCCAGAAUAAGGGAAAUGAAUAUUCUAAAUGUGGCACCCAAAUUAACUGAGGUUACUGAACAUGGGGAACCAAGACCACAGAAUGCAAGAUUCAUUUGCUCUUAUAUAUUGGAUGUACCUUAAUUACAAUACAACUGAUGCAAUUUUUUGCUGGUAAUUUAACUUUCAAUUCCUUUCAGUUUUAGAUGUAUGAUGUUCUGGUAUGCUGGGAUAAAUACGUCAUACAUACGACAUGCAUACAUCAAAUACCAAACCCAGUUCUGAUAGUCACUCUUAUUCAAGCAUUAACCUUUCGGAUACCUGUGCUGCAUACUCAAAAUUUUUCAUUUUAAUUUCAGAUUUCCAGUAUUUAUAGUUAUUUCCUUUUAAGCACCAAGCAAUUCCAUUUGCUGUUCCUCUGGUCUCUCCUCUUGUCCUACAUGGAACAAACCUGUUCACAUUCCCCAUGGCCCCUCAUAAACACCAUACCAACCCAUGCCUAGCACUAUUCCUCAUGGCCCCUUAUAGC